CCGCAGCAUCGGCAACCCCACUACAUCACGAGAUUGGUUAUAGUAUACUUAAGACUGGAGUAGUUCGUGCAGCGAUUUUCUUCAGUAUUUUUGGUAGUAACCAUCUCGGGGCGACCAUCCCCUUAUCCUGGACCUUUUAAGUUAAUCGUUCAACAGAAAACGUGUCAUCAUGGCGUUUGCAAGCUUGGACCCUGGGCCAGGUGUUGCAGCACUCCAGGCUUGGGGUGGACAAGUAGCAGCCUAUGGCGCUUCCAACCAAACGGUCGUUGACAAAGUACCCCCUGAAUUACUGCAUAUGGUAGAUCCAUAUUGGUAUCAGUUUCCACCAAUGAAUCCUCUGUGGCACGGCCUGCUAGGUUUCACUAUCGGCGUCCUUGGCUUCAUCUCGAUCUCUGGCAAUGGAAUGGUUAUCUAUAUUUUCACAAGCACCAAGAGUCUAAAAACGCCUUCAAACUUGCUAGUUGUCAAUCUUGCAUUCUCGGAUUUUUUCAUGAUGUGCUGCAUGUCACCGGCUAUGGUUAUAAAUUGUUACAAUGAGACCUGGGUAUUUGGGGCUCUGGCAUGCGAACUCUACGCUUGUGCUGGUUCCUUAUUUGGCUGUGCAUCCAUCUGGACAAUGACAAUGAUUGCUUUCGAUCGCUACAAUGUUAUAGUCAAAGGUAUAGCCGCCAAGCCUAUGACUAACAAUGGUGCAUUAUUACGCAUUCUUGGAAUCUGGCUUUUCUCUCUUGCAUGGACUCUCGCACCUUUCUUUGGCUGGAACAGAUAUGUGCCUGAAGGUAACAUGACUGCCUGCGGAACUGAUUACCUGAGCAAGGAUUGGUUCAGCCGCAGUUACAUCCUUGUCUACUCAGUCUUUGUGUACUUCAUGCCUCUGCUCUUGAUUAUCUACUCUUAUUUCUUCAUUGUCCAGGCCGUAGCUGCCCACGAAAAAGGCAUGCGAGAACAAGCCAAGAAAAUGAACGUAGCCUCUCUUCGGUCUAGUGAAGCGGCCAACACUAGCGCGGAAUGCAAGUUAGCUAAGGUAGCAUUGAUGACGAUAUCCUUGUGGUUUAUGGCCUGGACUCCGUAUCUGGUGAUCAACUACACCGGAGUGUUCGAGAGUGCACCUAUCAGCCCUCUGGCUACCAUCUGGGGAUCACUCUUCGCGAAAGCUAAUGCCGUAUACAAUCCUAUUGUAUACGGUAUCAGUCACCCGAAGUACCGCGCGGAGCUUUACAAAAAAUUCCCUUCGCUGUCGUGCCAAGCAUCGCCGGACGAGAGCGGAUCGGUUGCUUCUGGUACAACCGCUGUAUCCGAAGAGAAACCUGCCGCGUAGAUACUCCACACCGAGACCACGACACCACGACUAUCGGACAUGCGAUUUCUGCCAAUGCGAUGUUAUUUAUUUUUAUACGCAAACAUUUACAUUUGUACAAAGUUAUGAACUUGAGCACAGAGCGUGUGCUGAGCAAAGUACUCAGAACACAAACUUUUUUUAUAUAAUAAAUAACUAUAACUGCGUACUUUGAGUUCACGUUUUGUGUUUCGAGUUGAACGUUGCACACUUUUCUUAUACCUAUCUUACAUUUGCUUCAAAUGGCUGACGACAUGUAAAAAAAUACAAAAAAAUGAUGGAUUAUCUCAAUGUCGCUAGGCCGCCCCUUCCAUGAGACUGCUCCUUUAGUUAUAGGUACUGCGAUAGAUUUCUUAACGAUGAAACAAGCUCUGUAUCUUGGAACAAUAAAGUUAAUUUAACAAGCAAAGUGGUCAUUACCACGUAAAAAUGUAUUUUUAAUUAUUUCCUCAUUUAGCAAACUAAGUAGGUAG
Molecule: messenger RNA, 1809 nt
Organism: Chilo suppressalis (striped riceborer)
Lineage: Eukaryota; Metazoa; Arthropoda; Insecta; Lepidoptera; Crambidae
Source: the annotation of a GenBank genome assembly